AAAUAAUGUGCUUACCUAUUUAACAGAUUCCCCCAUCUACAGAAGGAACGAAAAAAGCAGUAUCAAUGUUAAAAGUGCUAGGUAUAAGUUAAUUUAUAGUUGGCUUGAUUAAAUUAUUUGUUUUGCAAUCAUUUUAAGGAUUUUAUGAUUUCUUUACUAUAUUCAUCCUAUUUAUGGCAUGGGGAUAAUUGAAUUAUUGUAAUUGUGUGAUUGCUAUAUUCUACUUUUUAUAAAAUGUAUAGAAAUCAUAUAUUAUUUAGUUAUUGAUGAUUUUUAUAUUUUUUGGUAUGAAUGUUGAAUUGGACGAAGAAUUUUUCAAACCUACAGAUAAGGGUGUUACAAAUUUUAUUUUAUUUUUUUAUUAUCUUGCUGCAUGUUAUGUAGCAUUUUUAGCUUAUAAAGAAUUAAAAAUAUUUCGAUAUGACUAAAUGGGAGGAUUAAUAUAAACAAAUUAAUAGAAUGAUUUGGAAUAAAAUAACAAUCAACAAUAAUAUAAUUAAUAAUAAGCAUAUUAAAAUAUACCAACUUAGGGAUAAGGUUAAUAAUAAGAUUAGAGAGGAUAAUUUUAAGCUUUUACAGGAAGAGGAGUAUAAAUAGGAUGA
Molecule: messenger RNA, 602 nt
Organism: Paramecium sonneborni
Lineage: Eukaryota; Ciliophora; Oligohymenophorea; Peniculida; Parameciidae
Source: the annotation of a GenBank genome assembly